Molecule: messenger RNA, 690 nt
Organism: Kluyveromyces lactis
Lineage: Eukaryota; Fungi; Ascomycota; Saccharomycetes; Saccharomycetales; Saccharomycetaceae
Gene: CWC24
Product: U2-type spliceosomal complex subunit CWC24
Exons: 1
Coding region: 1-690 (229 amino acids)
Biological process (GO): snoRNA splicing
Cellular component (GO): U2-type spliceosomal complex
Molecular function (GO): metal ion binding
Source: RefSeq, a predicted model, not a curated record
AUGUUCAAGAAACGAGUAGUGAAAGGUUCCAGGGAUAGCAAAAGGAAACGACUUGCAGAUGAGGCCGUCGCAUCUGACCCAGUGCUGCCGAAAGAUACCGGAAAGACCGCUGUUGCUGAAGCACAGGUUGAGGUUGAAAAUGAGGAUAAACGUGCUUUGUAUCUAGCAAAAGAAAGAGAAGAGCAAGAACAGGAGUUGGAACUCCGAAGGAAGGAACGUACGGUUUUAGAACAGGAGAUAGACGAAGAUAUCGAACGGAAGGCAAAAGCCAAAGUUUCCGGGUUUGUCAAGCCAGUAAGCAAAAAUAUGAAAACGGUUACAAUCACCGAUUAUCAACCGGACAUUUGUAAAGAUUUCCAAAAGACUGGGUACUGUGGGUACGGUGAUAGUUGUAAGUUCCUACAUUCCAGAGAUGAUGUCGCAGGUGGAUGGAAACUCAACACGGACUGGAAAGUCGAUGAAACUCAGGAGAAAGAGGUUCUCAAAGAGUUGGAAGAGAUACCGUUCAGGUGCUUCCUUUGCAAAAAAGAAUAUACAUCGCCCGUGGUAACAAAAUGUAACCACUACUUUUGCAGCUCUUGCUUCAUGAAGCAGAUGAAGGUCUCAACAAACUGUCCUAUAUGCGGGAAGGAAACGGAAGGUGCUGCUAAGAUGGCUACCAAAUUGAGAAAGUUGUUAAAGAAGACGUGA